Messenger RNA from Hydractinia symbiolongicarpus, 2094 nucleotides. RefSeq lists its product as uncharacterized. The transcript is spliced from 2 exons. Bases 5 to 370 code for a protein of 121 amino acids. Lineage: Eukaryota; Metazoa; Cnidaria; Hydrozoa; Anthoathecata; Hydractiniidae. The record is from RefSeq and is a predicted model, not a curated record.
UUCAAUGACAUACGUAUUGAUGAAAAGACAGCUGCUGAAGAAAGCUUUCCUGGCACUGAGAAAUAAGAGCGGACAAACUGAAGCACAAAAAAUGAAAACAUCCGCUAUCUUAACGGCGGUUAUGCUACUUACUUGCAUUCGGUUAUCUAUGCAAAGUUCAAAUGACAAGAGAAGGCGAGGCAGUCCUUGGCGUCGCUGUCACAUGAUCUGUAAAAACAUGUAUUUUGACUGCCUUACAGACAGCGCUAAGGAGACAAUGAGGAACAAUCAGUUAAAAACAGAUAUGUUUAGAAAUAUGCUGACCUGCAAAAUGAAGAAGAAAUCGUGUAGGAAGAUGUGCAAAGUGUUUUUAAGAGUUGAAGUAAAAUGACAUUGAAUAGGAAUUAAAAAGGAUGAUGAUACACACGUUGUAGUCACAAAACGAAUGUGACAACAGCGGGGAAUAUAUUAAAAAGAUGAAUCACGAACAUGACUAAGUUGCACAAAAACAAAAGUUCUUGCUUAAACAAAUCUAGUCGCUGUUGACCUUUGCACCUAGAUUCAAAUUAGGUCAUGCUUGCUUCACUAAAAAGUAGUAAGAAAGUGUUGAUAUAUACACUUUUUAAGAAAGUAUUGUUUUGUAAUGUUAAAAGAAACUGAGUGGCUGGAAUUUCUUUCCGGCGUUUCUAUUUAGUUUCUACAUGUAAACAUUUCUUGACUAUUGAGCGAUCAAUGUAAAUACACAGUUAAACUUGAUGGACAAAAUGAUUGUUUGUGUGAACAUAAAAUAAACUUCAAUUCUUUCCUUACAAACUAAUUCAAAAGUUGGAAACUUCUUCGGAGACGCCUUUGUUAUGGUAAUGACAUCAGCGCCAUUAUUGACACAAAAUACCUUUUUUAAAUUUUAUACAUUCUGAAAUGACAAAACAAAAUAAAAGAUGGCUGAAAAGCAGCAAAACAUUGGGAACAAUGUAAAAUUUAGUAAGACGUUGUAAAAGGAGCAUUGCUUAACUAUGGGAUAUUUAUUCCGCGAUCUAAAAAAGUUGCAAUGAGAAAAAAAAGGUUGGCAGGAAAUUAUUUUUACUUCUCUGUAUCCUAAUCUAUAUUAUAAUACCCCUAUGCGUCUUUCACGCAAUAUAGUAGUACAAUUAACGACACGCAUGCAAUGUGGUAUAAAAAAGAUGGGCGGACACGUAGUUUUUUUCACAGGCCACAGACUAGUCUUCUGAAUUUCAGCAACAAAACUAAGGUGAAAGUCACCACCGAAACAUUUGGUUAAUCCGCCAGAAUCGAAAAUGUUUUUGGUUUCUUCCUUUAAACUCCAUUGGAGAUACACAUUGUUACUGAUAAGAAUGGAAUUAUGGGACCUUUUCUUGAAUUUUACACCAAUAAAAGACCUUCAAGUACCAUAAUAGCAUCCUGGAAUUAAUGCAGUAUAAGAUUCCAAAGAAUGGCACAACAUAAAUUUGCUAAAAACAAUGUCGAAAAAUAUCCGUCCAUAAAAUAUUUAUUGAUAAAUUUUUAGUAGGUUCAGUACGUCCUUUCUUUAGAGCUUUAUAGACAAAUAGCGAUUUAAAUUUAUAUGCAUAAAUAAGUAACACUAUUUAUCAAAACAUGGGUCAAGUGCUUUUUUCACUAUCUUUAUUUUGCCAGUCACGUGGAAAAAUUUAACAUAAAAUGUCAAGGAAAACACAUGACAUGGCAAGAGAGUGAUGGUUAUUUGGAGGGAUAAAGAAACUUUGAUAUUUUUUGUCAGCAGUAUCCUAUGCAAAUAAGAUACUGUAAGACGAAUUUCAUUUGCCUACUUUUCUAUUUUUAUAAAUGACAUUACUACUUGAACCAUUCAGAAAUGCCAAUGAGAUGUGACAAAUAAAAAUAAAAGACGGAAGUACACAGUUACUGGAAAAGCAAGACAACAAUGAUAUGACAAAGUUAACGGAAAUAAUGAAUUUAUGUGACUGGAAAGUAAAUGUAACAUUUUCAAUUCCCGUAAAACAGCUUGUGGUUGUGAUAAGUACACUUGUGUAUAAAAUGACGGAAAGGGCACUAAUUAGCUAAAACUAUAGGUUAUAGUUCAUUAAGGUUUUAUAUAACCUUGAUACAUUUAUAUUGUUA